CUGUACAAAUAUGCAUAUAGUCAAACUGCCGUACUUGGUUCACUAGGUAACACAUUUUUGGGGAGAACAUGGGGAGGGCACCGUGUUGCGAGAAGGUGGGGCUGAAGAAGGGGCGGUGGACGUCGGAGGAGGAUGAAAAAUUGCGCAAGUAUAUUCAAGAAAAUGGUGAAGGGUCAUGGAGGUCAUUACCUAAGUAUGCUGGGUUAUCGAGAUGUGGAAAGAGUUGCAGAUUGAGAUGGAUUAAUUACCUGAGAGAUGAUUUGAAGAAGGGAAACAUAUCUUCAGAGGAGGAUGAAAUCAUCAUUAAUCUGCAUGCUUCGUUGGGGAAUAGGUGGUCUUUGAUAGCAAGCUAUUUACCUGGGAGAACAGAUAACGAGAUAAAGAACUAUUGGAACUCUCAUUUAAGUAGGAAAGUCCACAUCUUCCGGAGACCAGGAACCGGCGGUGGAAACACGCCGGCGGUAGUGGAGAUACCUAAAGAUGUCAGUGUUUUCAAGCAGAAAGGUCGAACGAGCAGAUGGACAAUGGAGAAAAACAGAAGAAGCAACAAUGCACAAAAAGAAGCUACUGUUGUUUCAACAAAGAAUUCUGAGGUAAAGGUCGCUGUCAAUGAAGCUGUACCGCUGCCAUCCACACCAGAAUUAGAGAAGGAGGUUUUGUUGACCACAAUGAUGGAAGAUAGCAUGGUUGUUUUGCCAAGCACUUUUGAAGAAAAGGGAGAAACAGAGAAUUUAAUGUUAUGCACUGUCGAGAAAGAGACUGAAAUUUUAGGACCAUACGAAAGUGAGAUGCUGUGUUUUAAGGACAUUAUGGACAAUAAAUUAGUGGAUCCAAAUAGGGUCUGGACAUUAAAUACAGAGGAGCAAGAAACCACGGCAGCCGGAGUUUAUAUCGGUGAUAAUCAAGAGAUAAUGAACAAUAUGGGAAUUUCUAGUGACAGACUAGACUGCGAAAACUUAAACUCGAACUCUAGUGAGUUAUGUUCUUCGACAACGUUAACGCCAUUUGUGGACGAUUUUCAGCUUGACUGGGACUGGGGAAGCAUCAUCCAUGGGGGUGAACGUUGGGACGACGAAAAAGACGAGUCCAUGUCCUGGUUAUGGAAUGACUAAUAAUGUGGACUUCCGCAGCGAAAACGACAUGGUUUCUCGGAUUCAAAAAGUAGGUUCUUACUUUGUCCGUAGAGAUUCUUGGUGUAUUUAAAUUGUUGUGAGAGAAGACUCAAGAAGGGCUCAAAAAGUAGGACAACUCAAAAUUUCCUAUCAAAUGUAAAAAGUUUCAGUUACGUAGCUAUGUUUGUCCUUUAAAAUUAGUUAGGGAUCGUGUUAGAAGGGGUUUGAUGUCCAAUUUGUCAGUUAAUCAUCAAAUUAUGAAUAUAUUCAACUCUAUAUGUGUGCGGCCAAAUGUAGAAUUCAACUGGAAAUAAAAACCUUUUUCCCUU
This is a messenger RNA of Rubroshorea leprosula, 1441 nucleotides long. NCBI's taxonomy places the organism in Eukaryota, Viridiplantae, Streptophyta, Magnoliopsida, Malvales, Dipterocarpaceae. The record is from the annotation of a GenBank genome assembly.